AUGGAUUCAUUCGAUGUGGGAAACAUCAAAGCAGAGAAGGCGAACGCGAUGCUGAGGUAUCGUCGUGUUCGAAAGAUGGCUAACCUGUUCCGUUGCCUCGAGGUAUGCGUGGCUCUCGUCUUACUCUCCUGGUUCUCCACUCGCCUACCCGUCGUCGUCAAAAUCUCCGGCCAGUAUUUCCGGGAGCUAUGUCAGGUCCUGGUUAGUCCUUGCUUUGUAUUCCUGGUCGGUAACGCCAUCAUUCUCACUCUCUUCGCCAAAUCUGGCCAGUUCUUCGCCCAGGGCCUCAGCCCCAACACCUCCGCCACCGAUAAUCUCUACGAGGAGUUCGUCAAGAACAACAUCGAUAAUCAUACUCGUCAGAAGCCCCGAUCCGACGACACUCCAUUACCAUCACCAGCAACGACACCGGAGGAGUUCGUAGACACAAUGUACGAGGAAGAAGGAGUGAAGAAGCUCACCCCUUCGUACCCAGACGACCACGUCGUUCCAUCGAAUUCGAAGAUCAUCUUCCGGAGAAGUCAAUCGGAGAACUUGAAUUUGAAGUUGAAAGGGGAGGUUAAGGAGAAGCCGCACCGAAAGCUCCGUCGAUCGGAAACAGAGAUAUGCCGGAAAGUUGGAAGUGACGAAGAAAAAGAGGCAGAUGACUCAUACGCUGAGGAUAACAUGAGUAAUGAAGAGUUCCAGAGGAAAGUAGAGGCCUUCAUUGCUAAGCAUCAGAAGUUUCAGAGGGAGGAGGAAUCCAUGGACAUCGUUUCUACAGAACCUCUACUGCUGAUUCGCUGA
This is a messenger RNA of Macadamia integrifolia, 786 nucleotides long. RefSeq lists its product as uncharacterized. The record is from RefSeq and is a predicted model, not a curated record. The coding region runs from base 1 to 786 and encodes 261 amino acids. The transcript has a single exon. Lineage: Eukaryota; Viridiplantae; Streptophyta; Magnoliopsida; Proteales; Proteaceae.